CGUAGCUGCACAAAAAUGGUAAGUAGUUGGCGUCCUAGAAACAUCUACGCCGUCGGCGGCCGCGACGACUGCACCGAGCUCUCCUCCGCCGAGAGGUACGAGCCGAGCACGGACACGUGGUCGCCGGUGGUGGCGAUGACGUCGCGGCGUAGCGGCGUGGGGCUCGCCGUCGUCAACGGCCAGCUCUACGCCGUCGGCGGCUUCGACGGCACAGCAUACCUCAAAUCCAUAGAGGUGUACGACCCGGAGUCGAACCAGUGGCGGCUGUGCGGCGCCAUGAACUACCGGCGGCUCGGCGGCGGCGUCGGCGUCAUGCGCGCGCCGCACCACGACAACCACUACAUAUGGAAUCGAAAAGACUCGGUGGUGUGAACCACCAACUCCCCCCCACUCGCUGUAAAAUAUUCCCCCUCCACUCGUAUCUUUUAAGUCGUUACUCAUUUUAUUUUAUUGUUAUAUAAAGGUAUAUUACUAAUAAAUUGACUAUUUAUAAAUAAAAUAAAUAAAAAUACAAAUUUUAGGAUAUUAUA
Messenger RNA from Galleria mellonella (greater wax moth), 530 nucleotides. RefSeq names its product kelch-like protein diablo. NCBI's taxonomy places the organism in Eukaryota, Metazoa, Arthropoda, Insecta, Lepidoptera, Pyralidae. The record is from RefSeq and is a predicted model, not a curated record. The coding region runs from base 16 to 372 and encodes 118 amino acids. The transcript has 4 exons. Gene Ontology annotation, molecular function: protein binding.